AGUUGGAGCAGGGUUUCCCGCAGCACUUUGCAGUUAAGGCGCCGUCAAAAACAAAGUAGGCCUAUAUGAGCGAUGUCCACCGUGUUAUUUGGCGUCUCGUUUCUCCCUUUCAAUCCAAACCACACAGCUGACAACCUGCAGGUGGAGACUGUGGAGACGGGCUCGGACAUACACGCCGCUGGUCAGUCUCGCAAGCGGUUUCAGGAAAGUGGCUGCAUGUUUCCGACAAUGCACAGAACAUUAACGGUGACUCCCUUCGUCCAGUGCAUGUCAGUGACCGUCUCCGUCUUCUCUCUGGUGCUGAUCGCUCUGGAGCGCCACCAGCUGAUCCUCCAUCCCACCGGCUGGUCCCCGGCCGCCGGACACUCGUACCUGGCCGUCGGGCUGACGUGGCUGGUCGCCUGCUUCAUCUCGCUGCCCUUCCUCUCCUUCAACAUCCUCACCAACGACCCUUUCCAGAACAUCAGCUUGCCCGUAAACCCCUUCAGGGACCAUCUGAUCUGCAUGGAGCUGUGGCCGUCAGAUAAGCAUCGUCUUGCCUACACCACGUCACUGCUGCUCUUCCAGUACUGCUUGCCUCUGCUGCUGGUGCUCCUCUGCUACCUCCGCAUCUUCCUCCGCCUGAGGCGACGCAGGGACAUGCUGGAGCGCAGCCAGAGGACUCAGGGCGCCCAGAGGAUCAACACCAUGCUGUUAGCCAUCGUCGUAGCCUUCGCUCUGUGCUGGCUGCCGCUCACCGUCUUCAACACGCUGUUUGACUGGCACCACCAGGCGCUACCCGACUGCCAGCACGACGCCGUCUUCUCCGCCUGCCACCUCAUGGCGAUGGCCUCCACCUGCAUCAACCCGGUGGUGUACGGCUUCCUCAACAGCAACUUCCAGAGGGAGCUGAAGCUAACGCUGCAGCGCUGCCAGUGCGGCCACCGCGCGGCGGAGAGCUACGAGAGCUUUCCGCUCUCCACCGUGGGCAGCGAAGGCAUCACGAAGGCCACCUCGAUCAACAGGAUGGGAUCGGUGCGCGUUCAUUCGCCCAGACCGGAGAUCAGCUCAGCAUUACCUGUGAAAACAAUACCAGCUCACACCUGAUAAUGAAGAGCAAACUGUUUUUCUGGUCUGAGACCUCUGAGUCGAACACUACUUCAACUUUACUUUCCAUAACUUUCCUGCCAGAGUGAAACAGCUUUGUUUGAGUCGGGCUGACUGUUCAGGGCAGGAAAGAAUGAAGAUGGAGGUCAGCUGAUGCAGCUUCUAGUCCAAAAAAUUAGAAGUACAAUCUUGUAAAUUGAUAAUGGAUGUAUAAUAAGACCUGGAUACAGCAUUCGAGGCGGAGCCCCAUUUAUUCCAAUGAAUGAUUAACACAAACACCUGUUUCCUGGGUGAAAGUCUUGUGUUUUCUCCUUAACUUCUUCAGGACAUGAACACCUGUUUCCUGGGUGAAAGUCUUGUGUUUUCUCCUUAACUUCUUCCAGGACAUGAACACCAGUUUCCUGGGUGGAAGUCUUGUGUUUUCUCCUUAACUUCUUUCGGGACACAAACUCUGCUCCCCUGCUUGAAAACAAGAUUAAGUUAGGGUUAGGGGUUUAAAUGACUUUCCAUUGGUAUUGUUUAUGUGCCACCACGACCACGAUAGUCAUAUUUCACAUAUUUCUGUGAGAUCAGGCUGUUUAGAAGACAUGGAAAAGAAGAGACAUCUUUGUAUUUGUAUUGCAGAUGGCGCUGGUUAGUUUUGGUGUUAUAAUACAUAUAGUGUGAUAAGAAAGAAAUGUCAGGAACAAACUGUAUUAUAAAGUAUUUGACAGAAAAGGAUGUUAUUCUGUUCUAACCGGUUUGGACGAUUACUGUUGAAAACAUAUACUUGGACAAACAACACAUAUAUAAUAUAUUCAUAUAUUUCCAAACAUUAUGUUUCAGUUUAAAGAUGAAUAACCAAUGUAGUUGCUGUACCUGUCUUGAGUAACACGCUUAUUUGGAGUUUCAGGAGUAAAAAUCCCAAAUCAAAUAAAGAACAACUAACGUUAGCUUAAACUAAAUGAGGGACUGGCUCCCACAGAGUGGACGUCUUCAACCCAACAUAAUAAUGUAGCAGAGCCCAUCUACGGAGAGCCUGUUCACUAAUUACCUAACUACAUUCUCUGACUGUAGUUAGCUAAUUAAAUGCUAACUCCUAGCCUUGCUGGUAACGCUAGCUACUACGGUGAAUAAUAAGCUAGUAAUCCAGCCAUGCUAACAUUUGCAGUUUACGGAAAAAGCAGAUAAACACAGUGUUUAAUUAAUUCCUUACAUUUUUCGUUUGUGUAUUUUUGUUCUUUUUUGGAAGACACAACCGUCCAAACUCUUCAGACAUCUCUCGACUUACGAGCUGUGCUUGUUUACGGACCAGCUGCCAAGCUAAUUUUGGACAAUUGCCGCUUGGUGAUUUGGGAUUUGACUGACAAGAAAAUAUGGGAAAUGUAGGACUGACACAAAGAUGAAGAAUACAACUGAAAAACCAAAUUUGAAGCCACUUGUUGACAUACGUGUGUUUUAUAUGUCAGUUGUAAAUUAUAUUUUGAUCGUGAACACUGUUGAUAAGCAUGCCUUAGUGAGCCUUUUAAGUGUGGUGAAGGAAUUUACUAAUAACUAUUUUCAGUGGCUGAGUUAUAAAUACAAUAAAGUCUAUGAGAGAUGAGAUUAUUAUUGAUGCCACUCAGCCUUACUACGUUUCUCUGAAUGAGAUGAAACUUUCUAGGAAUGUUAUAAAUACUGAGGGCUCGGCACGUCUUGUAGCAGUUUUCAGACCUUUUAACUUAAUAAAGGCAACAUAUUUUCGUGGUCAGA
Messenger RNA from Perca fluviatilis (European perch), 2817 nucleotides. RefSeq names its product neuropeptide Y receptor Y8a (gene npy8ar). The record is from RefSeq and is a predicted model, not a curated record. Gene Ontology annotation, molecular function: neuropeptide Y receptor activity; neuropeptide binding. NCBI's taxonomy places the organism in Eukaryota, Metazoa, Chordata, Actinopteri, Perciformes, Percidae. The transcript is spliced from 4 exons. Gene Ontology annotation, cellular component: plasma membrane; neuron projection. The coding region runs from base 73 to 1086 and encodes 337 amino acids. Gene Ontology annotation, biological process: G protein-coupled receptor signaling pathway.